This is a messenger RNA of Acaulospora morrowiae, 124 nucleotides long. The record is from the annotation of a GenBank genome assembly. Lineage: Eukaryota; Fungi; Glomeromycota; Glomeromycetes; Diversisporales; Acaulosporaceae.
UACAAAGUUAUCUACAAAUGAUAAACUUAUUGAAGAAAUUCUUUUGACUAAAGGAGUCUUAUAUCUGACACAAAUAGAUAUGGAAAAUUCAAGUGAGGAAGAAGAAGCAAGUAUUUUUGUAAAG